Messenger RNA from Paramecium tetraurelia, 1941 nucleotides. RefSeq lists its product as uncharacterized. Lineage: Eukaryota; Ciliophora; Oligohymenophorea; Peniculida; Parameciidae. The record is from RefSeq and is a predicted model, not a curated record. The transcript has 5 exons.
AUGUCUAACAACAAUCAUUCUGAUGAUGAAGAAAUGUUUCUUGUGGGCAAGAUCCAAGCUUAAAAAGUGGAAAUAGAGGCACUUUAAAAAUAAUUAAGGGUUACAGAAUUUCAAUUUAAACAACAGAUAUUAGAACUCACAAAUGAACUUGAGAGAGAGAGGAAGAGAACGGGUGAAUUGGAGAAUGAGAUAAACACCUAAAUUAGUUCAAUAGGACAGGGUGAAAUUUAAUCAUUUGCCACUCAACUUGAAUAAAAAUUGUCAGAAGCUGAAAAUAAAUUGUUAGAAUAUAAAGCAAAUGAAUUGAAAUUGCAAAAAGAAAUAUAGAGUUUAAAAAGAAAGCCAGAGAAUGAGGAAAUUGAUGAAUUAAAAUAAUAGUUAGUUAAAAUGGAAGAAACAGCAAUUGCAUUAAUAGUUGAAAAAGAAAAAGUUAUUUAAGAUCUAAAGAGCCAACUUGAAUGUUCAACAUAGAUCUAAGAGACUUUCCACGAUUAAAUCCAUCAUUCUGAUGUAGAUGAUGAAAAGGAUAUUAAAAUUUAAAAUUUAAAAUAAUUAGUAUAGGAAUUAAAUUAGAAAAUAGAAUAAGACUAGUUGCAUUUUGAUGAAAGAUUAAUGAAAUUAGAGCAUGAAAUUACUGAACGAGUGUUAGACAGCAUUAGUCAUUAAAUUAAUGAAUCAAAAUCAGUUGAAUAAGAUUUGCUUCAUUAGAUUAAUCUAUAUGAGGAGAAAAUAAAGAAUUAAGAUAAGUUAUUAGUUAGUUAGGAGAAAUUAUUAUAAUAAGUUAAGGAUGAAAAAUAUAAGGAAGUUAGUUUUUAUGAAGGCAGAAAUGCUGAGAUGCAAAAGAAAUUAUCAUCUGCAUUGUAAUAAGUACUAAAAAGUGACAGAAAAAGUGAGGAUGCAUUUAAAUAAUACACCAAUUUGCAGAGAGAGAAAACAAUUCUUUAAAAGCAAAGAGACGAAUAAGUUAAAUUAAAUGUUAAAUUGGAGAAUAAUAUAAGAAAAUAAAUUUAGGAUAUGGAUGAACUUAGACAAUAUAAUAAUAGCUCUUAAUAAUAAAUUGAUGAUUUAGAAUAAUAAGUUAAUCAUUUAGAAUAAUAAUUGCAAGAAACCAAGUUUUAUUAUGAAGAAUAAUUAUAAAUGCAGAAGAUUCAUUUACCUAGUGAACGAUUGCCUUCAUAAUAGGAAGAGUAAGGAUAAGGAGGAAAUCUCUUAAGUGAAUUACUAACUGAAGAAAUUUCAAUAGAGAAACCACAUAAUACUUAAUAGAGUGAAGAUAGCUUUCAUCAAUAAAUUCCAUAAACUCCCCAGUCUAAAAAUGGAGGAGGUCAUUUGUUUGCAUCCUCUAGAAUCUCAAAUGCAAGUGUAAAUACUAAAAGAAGAUAUUAGGAGAUGGAAUAAUUGAAGAUAGAAUUGCAUUCUGUUAAACAUGAAAAUGAAUAAUUGGCAGAAGAAAUAGAAAAUUAUGAACAUUUGGUUGGUGUCUUAUAAUAAGAGAUUAAAGCAUAAUUAUUAGAAAUAUAAAAUUUAAGAAAAGGAAAACUUGAUUACUCAUAAGAAAGAGAUUUGAGAAUAGACUAGGAAUAGUUAAAAUAAUCAUUACAUAAGCUUGAAACUCAUUUUAUUACUGCCAAGUUAAGUUGGGCUGAAGAGGUAAAUUUCUUAAAAUCAGAAGUAAAAAGAGCUGAGAAAUAAGCAUAAGAAAGCACACUAUUAUAUAAUUAAAUAUUGACUGAAAAGGAGUAUUUCCAAUCUAAGUUGAAGAAACUUGAAACUUAAAUUGCAAAGAAAGAAAAAAAGAAUUAAAAUUCAUAAAACACUCCUUUAAGUCCAAUUAAAGAGGAUGAUUAGACAAUUAAAAAAAAAGGAUUCUUAUCUUAUUUCGGAAAGUGAAAUGUAAAAUUUUGUUGAUAAUGUAUUCAUAUAAACUAAUAAAUUUUGAAU